UUAUGAAAUCAUACACCAUGCUCCUCCUGUAAAUACCCCAGGAGAACCAUGUCAUCCUGUUCCUAAAACACCUACAAGAAAGGGCACGGUGCUUUUCCAUCAUUUCCAACAAUGGCUUUACUUCCGGUGGCGCUGCUUCUCAUUGCUAUGCUGCUUCCAUCUUUACCUGCUGAAGGAAAGGAUCCAGCUUUUACUUCUUUGUUAACUACCCAAACACAAGUGCAAAUGGAGAUUGUAAAUAAACACAAUGAACUAAGGAAAUCUGUCUCUCCCCCUGCCAGCAACAUGUUAAAAAUGGAAUGGAACAGAGAAGCAACACAAAAUGCCCAAAAGUGGGCAAAUAAGUGUACUUUGCAGCACAGUGGUCCAGAGGAUCGACAAACCACUACAAAAUGUGGCGAGAAUCUCUACAUGUCAAGUGACCCUGCUCCCUGGUCAACGGCAAUCCAAAGCUGGUAUGAUGAGAGCCGUGGAUUUACCUAUGGUAAAGGACCAAAGAAUCCCCAGGCAAUUGUUGGACAUUACACUCAGCUUGUUUGGUAUUCAUCCUUCCGCGUUGGAUGUGGAGUUGCCUACUGUCCCAAUCAAGACAGUCUAAAAUACUUCUAUGUUUGCCAGUACUGUCCUGCUGGUAAUAAUGUGAGUAAAAAGAAUAACCCUUACCAACAAGGAACACCUUGUGCGAGUUGCCCUAAUAACUGUGAAAAUGGACUAUGCACCAAUAGUUGCGAGUUUGAAGAUCUCCUUAGUAACUGUGAGUCCUUGAAGAGCACAGCUGGCUGUGAUCAUGAACUACUCAAGGAAAAGUGCAAGGCUACUUGCCAAUGUGAAAACAAAAUUCACUAAAAUGCCUAGUG
This is a messenger RNA of Marmota flaviventris (yellow-bellied marmot), 857 nucleotides long. Its product is annotated as cysteine-rich secretory protein 2-like. The record is from RefSeq and is a predicted model, not a curated record. Lineage: Eukaryota; Metazoa; Chordata; Mammalia; Rodentia; Sciuridae. Gene Ontology annotation, cellular component: extracellular region.